AUGAUAGAAAAAAUUACAAAUUUUAAUGAUCCUUUAAAAAAUGUAUUAGAAGAAUUAAUGGACGGUGAUAUAUUAGUGUUUGAAAAUGAAGAAAGAGAGGAACUUUCCGAGGUUCUGACAGGUAUAGAUUAUUUCAAAGAUUUGUAUUGUAGCGUUGAAGUGACUUGUAGACAAAUGCAUACCCAACGAUCAGGGAUUCACAAUGGAGCUAUCACAGAGAAUGACAUACGAUCAGUUCACCAGAGGGUAGGAACCGAUCCCUAUUUGUUACAAUUCUUUGAAUGUCAAAGUUAUAAAGAUAGUCCUGGUUACCCGUUGAGGUGUACAUUCGAAGGCACUCUCAAAAACCUAUUAGUGUAUUCAAAGCCAAAAGUCCCAAAGAAAAUAUUUUAUCAGCAACGAAUAUUUUACUGUAAACAGAACGAUGAUGUUGAUAUACCCUACUGUGGCUAUGUUCUUAUUUUUCAUUAUAUGGGAAAAUUGAAGCAAUUGCACAAUCUGAAAAUGAGUGAUAUAAAUAUUCCUAAAGUUAAAAGAAGAACUAUAAAAAAUAAAAGAUGA
Messenger RNA from Diabrotica balteata, 561 nucleotides. The record is from the annotation of a GenBank genome assembly. NCBI's taxonomy places the organism in Eukaryota, Metazoa, Arthropoda, Insecta, Coleoptera, Chrysomelidae.